Molecule: messenger RNA, 2880 nt
Organism: Pseudophryne corroboree (corroboree frog)
Lineage: Eukaryota; Metazoa; Chordata; Amphibia; Anura; Myobatrachidae
Gene: EGR1
Product: early growth response 1
Exons: 2
Coding region: 245-1846 (533 amino acids)
Biological process (GO): regulation of transcription by RNA polymerase II
Molecular function (GO): RNA polymerase II cis-regulatory region sequence-specific DNA binding; DNA-binding transcription factor activity, RNA polymerase II-specific
Source: RefSeq, a predicted model, not a curated record
CAGGGAGCCGCGAGAGAUUCCAGCAGGCAGGACUGGGGGAGCCGUGCGGGCAGCAGAGACUGCAGGACCGGCGACAUCCCCAGCAGCAGCCAGCCAGCAUCUAAGAGCACAACAAACCACACUCACACUUCCCAUAACACACAGUGUUCCCUGCCACAGCCCCGGGCCGGGGACAGAGAAGCUGCCGUCCCCCAGUGUGCGUAGUGCAGAGACAGCUUCUUUUCUAGGGAUCCCCGAGGAGCGUAUGGCAGCGGCCAAAACAGAGAUGCUCAUCUCACCUCUGCAGAUCUCUGACCCCUUCAGCUCCUUCCCCCACUCCCCCACCAUGGAUAACUACCCCAAACUGGAAGAGAUGAUGCUGCUCAAUUCAGGGGGAUCCCAGUUCUUGGGCGCUACAGUCCCCGAGGGCAGCGGAUUCAACUCCCCUGGGGAGGGAGCAGAGAAUUUCGAUCACCUAGCAGCAGAUGCUUUCUCAGAGAUGUCCCUGAGCAGCGACAAAUCAGUGAUUGAAACCAGCUAUGCCAACCAGAUCAACAGACUGCCCUCCCUGACCUACACUGGCCGCUUCUCGCUGGAGCCUGCCCCCAACAGCAGCAAUACGCUGUGGCCAGAGCCUCUCUUCAGCCUGGUCAGUGGACUGGUGGGGAUGGCAAACUCACCCUCUGCUUCCACACCUUCAUCUUCACCGUCAUCUUCCUCUCAAUCUUCCUCCCAGAGUCCACCUCUAAGCUGCUCUGUUCAAUCAAGUGACAGCAGCCCCAUCUAUUCUGCUGCACCAACAUUUCCCAACUCCAGCACAGAGAUCUUCCCUGACCAGUCACCUCAAUCUUUCCAAAAUACUUCUAGUUCUUCAAUCCAGUACCUGCCCCCUGCAUACCCUGUCACCAAGUCCAGUUUCCAGGUACCAAUGAUCCCAGACUACCUGUUCUCACAGCAACAGGGAGAUAUCAGCCUGGUGUCUCCAGAUCAGAAACCCUUCCAGACUAUGGAAACUAGAACACAUCAGCCCUCCCUCACACCCCUGUCUACCAUCAAGGCCUUUGCUACACAGACUGUUUCACAAGACCUCAAGACUAUCAACAACAGUACUUAUCAAUCUCAGCUCAUCAAGCCAAGCAGAAUGAGGAAGUACCCCAACCGUCCCAGCAAGACCCCUCCUCAUGAGAGACCUUAUGCCUGCCCUGUUGAGUCCUGCGACAGGAGGUUCUCCAGAUCAGAUGAAUUAACAAGGCACAUCCGAAUUCAUACUGGGCAGAAGCCCUUCCAGUGCCGUAUCUGCAUGAGGAAUUUCAGCCGAAGUGACCACUUAACAACUCAUAUACGCACACAUACAGGGGAGAAGCCAUUUGCCUGUGACAUUUGUGGUAGGAAGUUUGCAAGAAGUGAUGAGAGAAAAAGGCACACUAAAAUUCACUUAAGGCAAAAGGACAAAAAAACUGAUAAAGCAACUCCAGUCUCAGUUGCUUCUCCCAUUUCAGCCUACUCUCCAUCAGCUUCAACGUCUUACCCAUCUCCGGUGCCAACAUCUUAUUCCUCUCCUGUGUCAACAUCUUAUUCCUCUCCUGUGUCAACAUCUUAUUCCUCUCCUGUGUCAACAUCUUAUUCCUCUCCUGUGUCAACAUCUUAUUCCUCUCCUGUGUCGUCAUCUUAUCCUUCACCAGUCCACAGUUCUUUCCCAUCUCCUUCUACAGCCGCUACAUACCCCUCUGUUACUGCCACCUUCCAGGCCCAAGGUAUUACUAGCUUCUCAUCUUCAAUAGUCACCAGCUCCUACAGUUCACCUGUGUCCUCAGCACUUUCUGAUAUGUCUGUGACAUAUUCUCCCAGGACAAUUGAGAUCUGUUGAGAAUUUGGUUCUGUGCAAAAUAGGAAUAGGCACAAACUGGACUUCCUAAGCUUGGUCUCAAAGUGGGAGGUUAUUGGUGACCGAUUCAUGAGCAAAAGAAAGGUCAUUAUAAACUGAUAAGCUUCAAAUGCCUAAGAAACUGCCAUUUUAAUUUCCCAUUUGUUUUCAAAAGACUUGAUUUGCAUGAAUAAUUGAAAUAAUUUCAACAUGAUCCUUUUAAAGAUCAACUUUUAUUUGCAUAAAGGGAUUUUUACUAUAUACAUAAUGUAUAUUGUACACGUGCAAAGUUUUUGUUUACGGUUUUUUUAUGCUUUGUUUUUUUUUGGUACUCUUGAUGUGAAUUUUCCCCUUUGCAUAUUCACGUGGUAUUAUUUGAAAUUAAUAGGGACGCCGUUUGUAAAUGGUAUCUAGUGAUAAUGCUACCAUGACUAUUCAGUUUAUUUGAGGAUCAGCACUUAUGUAUUCGAGCAUGUGUAAGAGUAUUGUUUUGUUUAUCCUUUUUAUGUUAUUUUGUUUUAUUUCUGUAAAUAUCAUCAGAUGGUACUUUCACAUAUGUCAAAAAGUUUUGUUAUCUAGUUUCCAGUAACUUGGUGCCUUUUUGUGAAGCCUUGCUGAUGUCUUGACACGUGCAUUUGCGUGUACUGAUGCAUUGCAUCUAGCCUUAAGGUGAAAGGGAUUUCUUAAAAGAAUGUAUAAACAACCUGAAAAAGGUACAGAGAGGGAACUGAAGCACAGCUUCAUUAACAAAGAAUGUAAGCAAAAACACAAAAGUCUAUUUUUGUAAUUGAAAUGUAAAUUUAUAAAUAUAUAUUCAAGAGAUGGAAUGUUGUAGUUACCUACUAAGUAGGCAUGGAUUUUGUAUGUUAUAAACAUGCAGUUCAUUAUUUUGUGGUCUUUAUUUUUACUUUAUAUUUGUGUUUGUUUAAACAAAGUGACUGUUUGGCUUAAAACACAUUGAAUGCGCUUUACUGCCAAUGGGAUAUUUGGUGUACAACAUAUCCUUCAGAAAAAAAUAAAAUAUCUAAAAUAUUUUA